CCGCAGCGCCAUAUAUAUACGGAAACUCUAACUAAAAUGAUAAAGUUAAACAGUCUCGGCGUGUCGAGGAUCGCCUCUCCCGCCCACCAUGCGAGGGAUCAAGAGCUCAGUGGUUACCCUUGGGGUACUACUGUGUGUAGCUGCCGUAUGGGGCAAGGCGCUAAUUCAGCAAAAUCAGCAAUUGACUCAGCAGCAGUUGGAACAGAAGUCUCCGAGCAGCGAUGCGGCGCAGCGGCGGGUGGGGUAUGACUACCCGGCGCCGGACCACGCCGUGAGCCCCUUCCAGGACCAGCUGGACCUGCACGACCACCACGACGACCACCACGACCACCACGAGGAGCACGUCGAACACCACGUGGACCAUCACGAGGAGCAUCAUGACGACCACCACGUGGAGCACCACGACCAUCACGACCACCACGACCAUCACGACCCCGGCUACUGGAAGAAGAAACUCAUCUGGAAACCCGGAUGGAAGAAAAUCUGGAAGCCAGCCAAGAAACAGAUAUGGAAGCCGUCAUGGAAAAAAAUCUGGAAACCGAUAUGGGUCCAAAUCAAGGUUCCCGCCUGGAAAGACAUCAAGGUACCCGACUGGAAAAAGAUAUACAAACCCGAAUGGAAACCCAUCAAAGUUCCGGCAUGGAAGGAGGUGAAGGUACCCGACUGGAAGAAGAUCACAGUCCCCGUGUACAAGGACAUCGUGGUGCCGGGCUGGAAGGACAUACAGGUGCCGGCGUGGAAGAAGGUCUGGAUACCAGAGUGGGUCAAGGUCGGAGUACCUGGAGAAAAAUACUUAGGAAAAGAUCACGAAGGAUGGGAAUACACAUCACAUGACUUAUGGAAGAAAAAACUCAUAUGGAAGCCGAUUUGGAAGAAAUACUGGAAGCCAGCUAAGAAACAGAUCUGGAUCCCCGACAAGAAGUUGGUCUGGAAGGACGAAUGGAAACAAAUCUGGAGAACAGAAAAGAAACAGAUCUGGAUCGACGACAAGAAACUCGUAUGGAAGGAAGCGUGGCAGCAAAUCUGGAAGCCUUCGAAGAAGCUUAUUUGGGUUCCGGACAAGAAGCUGGAGUGGAAGGAGGCGUGGAAGCAGAUCUGGGUUCCCGACUGGAAAGAGAUUUGGGUGCCGGGAGUGAAGAAGAUCUGGCGGCCGGUGUGGAUAUCGGAGUGGUUCCCGUCGCCGGACCACCACGAGCACGUGCAUGAGUCGCACGGCUGGGACCGCAGCGACAGUAAGGGCGCCGCUAGCGAGCCCAAGCCCGCCGUGGCCGCCGCGCCGCAGCCCGCGAGCAAGCCGCAGCAAACCACCUGGCAGUUCCCCAAAUGACCCGAACCACCGACCCAGUUCACUCUUGUAAAUACUAUUUAAGGAUUGGAUCGAAGACAUCCGGCCGCGACCGGACCGCCGCGGCGUCGCUUCGCAGCUCAUCCACCGUCUUAGGUAAUACUCACUUUUGAUACCUUUAUGUCCUGCGUUGCGAAAAAUUAUGCGAUAGUCUUUCUAUAACCACCAAUCGACCGGAACCAAAAGUCAUUAUAAUAGUUACCAUUACUAUAAGUCUGAGUAAGUUACGCGUGUGCUCCGCGCCAAGUGAAUCCCAUCAGAAAAGCCUGUUGGGACGACUGUAUUCACUGAUGUUUGUGUAUAUUGUUGAUGUUUUGUUGUUAUGUUAAGUUUUUAUUAAGUUGUUGUUACAAUUACUUGGAUUAAGUAACUUUAAGCGCAACCAAUGAAAUAAAAUAUGGUGUGUAUUUAAAUAAAA
Plutella xylostella (diamondback moth) is the source of this 1763-nucleotide messenger RNA. RefSeq lists its product as uncharacterized. The record is from RefSeq and is a predicted model, not a curated record. Lineage: Eukaryota; Metazoa; Arthropoda; Insecta; Lepidoptera; Plutellidae.